Linum trigynum is the source of this 1575-nucleotide messenger RNA. The record is from the annotation of a GenBank genome assembly. Lineage: Eukaryota; Viridiplantae; Streptophyta; Magnoliopsida; Malpighiales; Linaceae.
AUGGAUCCAAGGAAGGGAGGAACUGGUCAAAAUUCUGGCAAUGGGGUUGCUUUGGAGAUGGGAAAGGAAUCAUCAGAUUCGGGGAAGGCAGCGAUUGGUAAAGAAGAAGGAGCCGAGGGAGAGGGGGUUAGUCGGAAUCUUACUGAUUCAGUUCAUGUUGUCGAGCUACAGAGCUCAGCCGUGGUAGAUUCCAGCAGCUUGUCCGCGAGCGUCAGUGGAGAAAACAGGAAUUUGGAAGCGAAAGGCGAUGACUUGCGGCUCACUGUGGUUGCGACAAACCAGCAAACAGGUGGUGGGCAUGGAGAAAGCGAGGCAUUGGAUAAAGGCGGCCAAGGAAGCGGCGGGAACCACAAUGCGCACGGAGAUAGAGUUGUGCCUGAGACGGUAAUUUCCAUGGAAAACUCCGUUGAUAAUGGGGAAAGCUUUGUUGUCAAGAGCAACAAGGCUAACGCGGCGGAUAACUUGAAGGCGAUAGUGCCGAAGGGGGAGAAGAAGACUUCAUGCGUGAUUGAUGUGAAGUGUGAUGUUGGGAAUUUGAAGGAUAACUGUGACAGGGAGAAGGUUUGCAGAAUUUGUCAUUUGAGUUCUGAUGGGUCGAUUGAAGUCCCCACUGCAGGGCCUGGUGUGACUGUGACUUCCAUGGAGCUCAUUCAGCUCGGUUGUGGAUGUAAAGAUGAGCUCGGUGUUUCACAUUCUCACUGUGCCGAAGCCUGGUUCAGGCUCAAAGGAAACAGAGUGUGCGAAAUCUGUGGGGAGACAGCGAAGAACAUAUCAGGAAUCGUAGGGGACAACCGUUUCCUGGAAGAGUGGAACAACAGGAGAUUUCUGCACGGAGGUGGCGGGAAUUCGUCGGAGAGAGUUGGAGGAUGUUGGAGAGGACAACCAUUCUGCAACUUCCUGAUGGCGUGCCUCGUAAUCGCCUUCGUGCUGCCAUGGUUCUUCCGUGGUCUCGGCGUCGGCGGCAAAGAGACAUCACAUUCUUCUCUUCCUCCCCCGUUGCGCACUCCCAUUCUCAUCGCCGUCAAAAUGGUUGACGAUAAGAAGCUUUCCAACCCCAUGAGGGAAAUCAAAGUCCAGAAGUUGGUACUCAACAUCUCCGUUGGAGAAAGCGGCGAUCGUCUCACCCGUGCCGCAAAGGUGCUGGAGCAACUCAGCGGACAAACCCCAGUGUAUUCCAAGGCUAGGUAUACUGUUAGGUCUUUUGGGAUCAGGCGUAAUGAGAAAAUAGCUUGCUAUGUGACCGUGAGGGGCGACAAGGCAAUGCAGCUGCUGGAGAGCGGUCUGAAAGUGAAGGAGUAUGAGCUCCUGAGGAGGAACUUCAGCGACACUGGAUGCUUUGGUUUCGGUAUCCAGGAGCAUAUUGAUCUUGGAAUCAAAUAUGAUCCAUCAACUGGUAUUUAUGGUAUGGACUUCUUUGUUGUCCUUGAGCGCCCGGGAUACAGAGUGGCUCGUCGCCGCAGGUGCAAGGCACGUGUUGGGAUCCAACACAGAGUUACAAAGGAAGAUGCCAUGAAGUGGUUCCAGGUCAAAUAUGAAGGAGUUAUUCUUAACAAGGCCCAAAACAUCGGAUCUUAA